Manihot esculenta (cassava) is the source of this 1432-nucleotide messenger RNA. Its product is annotated as polygalacturonase. Gene Ontology annotation, biological process: carbohydrate metabolic process. Gene Ontology annotation, molecular function: polygalacturonase activity. Lineage: Eukaryota; Viridiplantae; Streptophyta; Magnoliopsida; Malpighiales; Euphorbiaceae. The record is from RefSeq and is a predicted model, not a curated record. Bases 32 to 1186 code for a protein of 384 amino acids. The transcript has 4 exons.
CUUAUCGUAUCAACCACAGAGAAUAAUAACAAUGGCACAUGCAGCAAACCCUAGUUUCCACGUACUACUUCUCUUCAUUUCUCUUGCCUCAUCUUUAUCAAUGGGAGCUGUUCAAUAUAAUGUGCGAAGCUAUGGAGCCAAGCCUGACGGCAAAACAGAUUCAACCAAGGCGUUUCUAGCAGCUUGGACCCAAGCUUGUGCCUCUACAAAAUCAGCCACCAUCUACGUUCCUAAGGGAAGGUUCCUUCUAAGUAGAGUUGCAUUCCAGGGCCCAUGCAAAAACAAUGCUACUUUUUUGCGUAUAGAUGGUAGCCUUGUGGCUCCUUCAGAUUACAGAGUUAUAGGAAGUUCUCAGAACUGGAUAAUCUUUGAACAUGUUAAUGGGGUUAAGGUUUCUGGUGGUGUUAUUGAUGGACGAGGCACUGGCUUGUGGUCUUGCAAGAACUCUGGCAAGACUUGCCCUGAUGGUGCAACGUCACUUGAAUUCACAAAUUCAAACAACAUUGUAAUAAGCCGAUUGACGUCACUGAAUAGCCAAAAGUUUCACAUUGUCAUCAACGAAUGCCAAAACGUCAAAGUGCAAGGGAUGAAAAUCAUCGCCUCCGGGGAAAGCCCUAACACCGAUGGGAUUCAUGUUCAAGCAUCAACAGGUGUCACCAUCCUCAACUCUAAGAUUGGCACAGGAGAUGAUUGUGUAUCAAUUGGCCCCGGCACCACUAAUAUGGGGAUUCAAAAUGUUGCCUGUGGACCUGGCCAUGGAAUCAGCAUUGGAAGUUUAGGUAAGGACGUUCAAGAAAAUGGAGUUCAAAAUGUGACAGUCACAGGAGCUACAUUUACUGGUACUGAAAAUGGAGUGAGAAUCAAGACAUGGGGGAGACCUAGUAAUGGUUUUGCCAGAAAUAUUGUUUUCCAGCAUCUUGUCAUGAAUAAUGUUCAAAAUCCCAUGGUGAUCGAUCAAAAUUAUUGCCCUAGCCACAGUGAUUGCCCUGGCCAGGUUUCUGGAGUAAAAAUUAGUGAUGUGAGCUACCUUGACAUCCAUGGAUCAUCGGCAUCAGAAAUUGCAGUAAAAUUUGAUUGCAGUAAGAAAUACCCAUGCAGUGGAAUUAAAUUACUGGGUAUAAAUCUCACUUACAAGAACCAACCAGUUCAAGCAUCAUGCAAUAACACUAAUGGAGCCUGUCUGUAGAGGAAAAGUGAGAAAAAGUCUUGUGUUAGGCUUCAUAGGAAUACAGAAAUAUGAGAUUUUAUUUGUAAAUUAAAAAUGUUAAUUUGUUUUGAAUUUCAUUAAUUUGCUUGAGCCCAUGGCAUUCCAGCACGUAGUUGUUUGGAGCUGGCUGGCCUUGCGCAUAUAAUAAGAGUUUGUCUCCCAGCAUUUUAUUUGUUUAUGUCUUCAUUUUCUUGUAUCAUCGAUCAUAGGAAUAUAAUAUAUAUG